Engraulis encrasicolus (European anchovy) is the source of this 3283-nucleotide messenger RNA. RefSeq names its product cell division cycle 25B (gene cdc25b). The coding region runs from base 328 to 2010 and encodes 560 amino acids. Lineage: Eukaryota; Metazoa; Chordata; Actinopteri; Clupeiformes; Engraulidae. Gene Ontology annotation, cellular component: nucleus; cytoplasm. Gene Ontology annotation, biological process: positive regulation of G2/MI transition of meiotic cell cycle; protein dephosphorylation; G2/M transition of mitotic cell cycle. Gene Ontology annotation, molecular function: protein tyrosine phosphatase activity. The transcript is spliced from 15 exons. The record is from RefSeq and is a predicted model, not a curated record.
GUGGUGUAUGUGAGGGGUCAGGGAGAGUGCGAGGUCUGCAACUCUCUGACAAGCAAGGCGAAGCAAAAUGUCUACUUAAAUAUUUUUACUCUUUUAUGCAAUCGGAACUCCCAAGAUGCUCACCAUGCUUCAUUCUACAACUUUUCCCUCAGCAAUCGAAUCCUAAGACAGAACUGAAUAUUUUUUGCACGCUAAUACCAGCUAGCUUGCUAAUCUAUGCUCUCUUGAUAGACAUCAGUGUGUAGAGGCAACUUCACGUCAUCUGUGUAUCCCUGUUUUCUUGGAACUACAGUAUUUCUGUACGGACAUCACUUUUCAAGUUUAAACAUGGAGUUGCCUCAAGAAAUCGAGGUCAGUCCUGUCAACUUCCAUCAAGGCUGCAGGCCCGACAGGAACCCCAGGCUUGCCAAACUCUCGCUCCCGGAGUUGGGUGGGAAGGCUUCCCCCUGCAUCAAGAAUCUUUUUGCUUCCCCAACUGUUCUGUCUCCUGUGACAAAUUUGGCUUUAAACAUGACCAAUCUCGCAGUUCUCGGAAGUCAAUGUGAUACCCCUAAACGGAAGACGAACGUCCCGCUUUUAAAGAUCCCUUCCUAUGCCUCAGACGCCUCCUCCGAUGCUGGUCUUGGUAUGGAUUCUCCUGGACCACUAGACUUGGUUGAUGCUGAUCAAAGGUUUAAGGAUGCCAUACAGAGAAUGGGACAGCAAAGCGACGAAAAGGCACCCAUCAGAAGAAUCCAUUCCCUUCCGACUCGGUUCUUGGCAAUGAGCCCUACUUUCCAGCAAAAAGAUCCAGAGCUUCAUCGUUUCUUUGGCCAGUCCCACUCCAACGCUAACAAAGAAAACAUACAGGACAGCUCAGUAUUUAAGAAACCCUCUCUCCCUGUGUCCCGCUCUCGACUAAGAUCAAGCCCCAACAAAGAUGCUUUUGCUCAGCGGCCCAACUCUGCCCCUGCACUUAUGCUCUCGCCGCCCUCCAGUCACUUUGCAUCACUGGACGACAGCAGCCCACUCUUCCUACGCCGCUCCUCGCUGACUAGCAGUCUCCAUGACGACGACGAUGAUGGGUUCCUUGACGUUCUGGAUGACAUGGAGAAUGAGUCGGACGUCCCGGCAGGCAUGGCCAGUCUCCUCACGGCUCCCCUGGUCACCAACAGAUCACCCACAGAGGACCUCAGCGUGCCGUUGAUUCGCUGUCGGCCGCGGGGUCUCUUCCGGUCUCCGUCCAUGCCCAAUCCCCAGGCUCGCUCCCACCUCAAGAGGCAGGAGCGUGUGGACGACAACACGCCAAUCAGAGUGAAGAGGAGGCGGAGUUUGGCCGGCACUCACUUCACCGAUGAAGAGCAGUACAAGCCCCAACAGACGGCCUGUGCUCACGUUCAGAGGUCAAAAUCAUUCUGUCAGACCGAGAUUGAAAAGCUGCUGGACAGCGACACUCAGAAUGUGAUUGGAGACUUCACCAAGCCCUUGGUUUUCCCGACUGUAGAUGGGAAGCAUCAGGACCUGAAAUACAUCACGGCGGAUACGAUGGUAGCAGCGCUCAACGGCCAAUUUAAUGAGCUGGUGGAGCGUCUGAUUGUCAUUGACUGCCGGUACCCGUACGAGUUCGAAGGAGGUCACAUCAAGACUGCACUGAACCUGCACCAGGAGGACCAGAUUGAGGCCUUCUUCAUGAAGAAUCCAAUUAUCCCCGAGUGUGCGGAGAAGCGCGUGGUGCUGGUGUUCCACUGCGAGUUCUCGUCGGAGCGUGGGCCGCGCAUGGCCCGUUACGUGCGGGAGCGCGACCGCGCCCUCAACGAGUACCCACACCUCCACUACCCCGAGCUCUACAUCCUCAAGGGAGGCUACAAGGAGUUCUUCCCCCUCCACCAGGCUGAGUGUGAACCUCAGGCUUACCGUCCCAUGCACCACGAAGACUUCAAGGAGGACCUUAGAAAGUUCCGGCUCAAGAGUCGUACGUGGGCAGGGGAACGCAGCAAAAGGGAUCUUUACAGCCGUCUGAAAAAGCUCUGACUGAAACACACGCCAUGUAACACUUAAACACUCCCCUUAACCCGGUCACUGCCAUUUUUUUUUAAACAACAGUCUACUUCAGCACACUCUUGUGCAUUCGGUUUUAAUAACACAAACACACACACGCGCACACACUCAAACACAUGUGCAAUACACACAUGCCAGUUUGUACGUGGUCUGUAUUUUAGAAGUUGAUGCUCAGGUGUAAUCAUCCAUCCAAAAAAAAUCCAGAAAGGAAGGAAAAAAGGUAACAAAAAUUAGCACUUCUUCGUUUGGUUUUGAAUUGUUUUUAGUGCUAAUAUCAAUUGAAGUUUUUUUUUUUUUUUAAAUAUCUUUUGCUUUUGUCUUUUUUUACAAUUUGGCUACUUUGUUAUUCUCCACUGCCACUGUGAGAUGCGAUAUUGAUUUGUGUGUGCUCUACACUGUUCUGAAGGUUUUGCUGAGUAUUCUCGUGUGUGUGUGUGCAUGCGAGCCCCUGCUCGUGCGUGUUCACUUGUCAUGGAGAUCUAGUGUGCAGGUUAUUCUGAUUAUUGCUAGUAUCUAUUAGAAUUAUUUAUUUAGCAGGGCCCAGUUUUCCCUGAAAUAUUUAUCAUAUAAAUUAUUAAUCCUCAUAUUUCACUCCAAGAAGGUUGACGCCAUGUGUACCACGCACGUACGCGCACACACACAAGUACGCACACAAGCAAACGGCUGUGAGUGCACACACGCAGACAUACACACAGACACGCACGCACACGCAUGCAAUCUGCUAACCACUAACUCCACCAGCGGUCUCUUCCCUUCCCCCUCCUCCUGCUUUUGCACUGAAGGGGAGCUAUGUAGUGAACUAACCCGUGUCUCACACAUUACUGAAAAACUUGAAUAUUUUGAGGGAGGGGUGAGGGACGAGACUUGUCUGGGUGAGAGAGCUUUUCUUUUUUUUUUCUUUUUUUUAAUUUAAUGACUGACCAAAAAGUAUUCCACCUAGAGAAGUGCAUUUGACCUAUUUGGAAUGCUGCAGGACAGCCUGAAAUGUUUGUAAAUUUGAUUCGGUCUCUGAAUUUGUAUUUGGUUUUAUAUUUUUCUUAAUUUCUCACAUGGUCCCCAUCCACCAGAGACCUCUUCUGUACAGUGUAUUUUUCUUCGCUUUUGUAAUUGCAUAAAUAUUGCUGUACAUUUUGGAUGUGUGUAUACAAUUCCUGUGUGUUUUUGAAUGAGAUGUGUGGCCGAGAUGGUCUGUGAAAACUGAGAUUCAGUGUGUGGAGGUGGGGAAAAAAUAAACAGCCAGAAUGGA